Messenger RNA from Cryptotermes secundus, 1116 nucleotides. RefSeq names its product macrophage migration inhibitory factor homolog. Gene Ontology annotation, molecular function: cytokine activity; phenylpyruvate tautomerase activity. The transcript is spliced from 3 exons. NCBI's taxonomy places the organism in Eukaryota, Metazoa, Arthropoda, Insecta, Blattodea, Kalotermitidae. The record is from RefSeq and is a predicted model, not a curated record. Bases 102 to 467 code for a protein of 121 amino acids.
UAGACAAUGUUUGCUGUGUUUACUCAUCUGUGAUAUGUACAUCGUUUUUGUGUUUUAGGGUGAAAUUUUAUGUUUAGUCAUUUCUGUGUUGAGAUAUCGAAAUGCCAAACUUCCGCCUGGAAACAAACAUUCCAAAAAAUAAAGUCACUGUAGACUUUCUGAAGCAAACUACUGCACUGAUGGCCAAAACGCUUGGAAAGCCGGAAAGUUACUGUGUUGCUGCUGUUAUACCAGAUCAGCCAAUGGCAUGGGGUGGAAGUACUGAGCCAUGUGGAACAGCAACACUAAUGUCCAUUGGGAAAUUGGGCGUUGAAGAGAAUAAAAAGCACGCAGCCCUUCUGUAUGACCACAUAGAAAAAAAUCUUGGAAUUCCUCGUAACAGAUUGUAUAUCACAUUUACCGAUGAGGAUGCUGCUAAUGUGGGCUAUAAUGGAACAACUUUCCACCAGAUCUUUGGUGGAAAAUAAAGGGAUGCUGUAGCUGCACAGCCUGCUGCUACAUAUUGAUGAAUUACAUUGCUCAUAGUCAGAGCUAUGAUUUUGCUCUGACUUUAUGAAAUAGGACUUAGGCAAUAGUAUAGCUAAAAUCGGGGAUAUGGACAUAUGUUAACUGAAUGCUGUGCAGAGUCAUGACUUGUACUGUCUGUAUUCAUUAUAGGGAAUUGCUUCAUGCUGUACACACACUACCAGUUCAAUAUGCUAUAAAACAAUAAAUUAUGUUGUUACAUACCAGGUGAGGGAAAGAAAAUUUGAUUCAUGAAUAUGAUAAUGUCUUUUUAAUAAACCAAAACAAAUUGUCACAAAAAUUUAUAAGCCUCUACAGUUCUGAGUGCAACUUCUUGAAUAUACCAUAGACAUUCAGUGCGGAAUAAAAUUUAGCAGAUAUGUAGAAGUAACAAUAUUGUUAUUGUGGGUUCUUAAAACUAUAUGAACCACUUAUUUUAAAUGUUCAUCUUUCAGAUCUUCCACAUUAGUUGGGGUGUAUCUGCAGAUUAAGGACAUGGCCUCCUUGUGAAUGUGCCUUUGUUUAAACUGAAAUUAAGAAUUUUGGCUCUUCCAUACUGCCAAGAAGAUUAUAACUCACAUGUAAUGAACCAUUAGUUGAAGACUGCCUUUG